AUGAAACUUCUAUAUUUUAUAAUAGGCUGUGUCGCGUUGUAUAAGUGUGUGGCUCAAUUGCAAACCCGUGUCUGUGGACCAAGUUUAUCGCAACUUUUGCAAACUGUCUGCGAAAAUGGCUUCAAUCCGAAAUUCGACAAAAAAUCCAAUGUGCCCCCUUAUCUCUUCAUUUCAAAACUGUCUAAGAGAAGUGGCAAAGAACCACUACAACCACUUUUUGCCGAUAUGCUAUUCAAUAAACGACCCAGUGCAGUUGCCAGUGCUCGUCAAGAACGUAUAUAUUCCGGUGUUUAUGAUGAAUGUUGUCGCAAAACGUGCAGCUUUAAUGAAAUUGUUGACUAUUGCUUAUAG
This is a messenger RNA of Musca domestica (house fly), 351 nucleotides long. RefSeq names its product probable insulin-like peptide 5. Bases 1 to 351 code for a protein of 116 amino acids. Gene Ontology annotation, cellular component: extracellular region. The record is from RefSeq and is a predicted model, not a curated record. NCBI's taxonomy places the organism in Eukaryota, Metazoa, Arthropoda, Insecta, Diptera, Muscidae. The transcript is spliced from 2 exons. Gene Ontology annotation, molecular function: hormone activity.